GUUGAUUUAUCUGGAAUCUGACUGGAGAUUAAGGCUCAUGGUGCAAAUCCAAGUGGGAGACGUCAUGAACACGUGGGCGUGUGUGUCAAUCAUAUAACGUAAUCACGUCACCCCUACGUGCACCGCCCCACGCUUGUCAAGCGUAUUCGCCAAGAUGGUUGUCGGUGCCUUCCCUAUCGCCAAGCUCCUCUACCUCGGAGUGAGGCAGAUGGGCAAGCCUGUAGCGAACCGAAUAAAAGCGGGAGCCCGGAGAAGCGAGUUCUUUAAGACGUACAUCUGCCUGCCGCCCGCACAGAUUUACCACUGGGUUGAGAUGAGAACGAAGAUGCGGAUCAUGGGCUUUCGGGGCUCCACCAUCAAGCCACUGAAUGAGGAUGCGGCUGCAGAGCUGGGUGCGGAGUUGCUGGGAGAGGCGAUCAUCUUCAUCAUUGGUGGUGGAUGUAUGGUGCUGGAGUACAGCAGGCAGGCCGCUAACGCUCGCCGCAAAGAAGAGGAGCAGAACGAGACCAUCGUAAGCCUACAGACUCAACUAGGAGAACUAGCACUUACCACAGAGACUCUAGAUGCUCAGCUGAGAGAGAUGAAUAGGCUACUGCUGUCCUAUCCUGUUCCCACCAAAAAGUGAUGAAAUAAGCCCCGUGUGUUGGUCUGAGUGUGAAAGAACAAGAGUGCACACCCAUAGUACUGCCAUGUGUGCAGCUUGAUGAUGAUGACCCCGCUCCACACAGCCCAUUGGCUGGAACAGGUGCUUGUAUAACAAAUCAGUGCGCUGGGGAUUUGGGUGCUGUCAUUAGCUCAUGUUUUGAGCAACCAGUUGUUAAGGGGGAGUGCUAUGAUAUUCAUAGUGUAUUUCUAAGGUUGAUCUUGCAUGUUCAUAAUACAUUUCACUGUAUAUAAGGAUUUACAAUAAAAUGCAAUGGCAAAUUGAAGUUAAUAUAUUUUAUAACUGCUUGGUGUGCUUGAUUGAGGGCCAAACAUGGACAACCAUAACAAUAAACAUUAGGUCACAUUAUUCUUAUGCGUCUGCCCCUACAGUUUCAUGGACAUGUUAUGUCAUAAUUACACUGUAGAUCUCCUUUAUGGUUCAUGUACAUUGAAUGUGAUGACAACUGUAAUAAGGAUGGUGUAAAAUAAAAUUGUAAGCUGA
Anarrhichthys ocellatus (wolf-eel) is the source of this 1147-nucleotide messenger RNA. RefSeq names its product outer mitochondrial membrane lipid metabolism regulator OPA3 (gene opa3). Gene Ontology annotation, biological process: regulation of lipid metabolic process. The record is from RefSeq and is a predicted model, not a curated record. The coding region runs from base 155 to 625 and encodes 156 amino acids. Gene Ontology annotation, cellular component: mitochondrion. Lineage: Eukaryota; Metazoa; Chordata; Actinopteri; Perciformes; Anarhichadidae. The transcript has 3 exons.